GUCAGGGGGACAGCCGCCUGCAGCAGCACCUGCAGCACCUGCACCAGCAGCAGCAGCUGCGGCACCGGCGGCCGCGUCGGCUCGCAAGAUGUCGUUGCAUGUGGGUCUAUCUGAAGCAGAAGGGGAGCUGGUCUCCGGCCCGCUGGUAGCCGUGCAGACCUCCCUCAUGAAGGACACCGCGGUGUGGACCCGCGGCAUCUACUCCACCCCGCUGAUCAUCCCCGCGGUACUGCGCUGCUGCCUGCUGCUGUCCGACCGGCUGGCGGCGCUGCAGCUGGUGGUAGCGGACACGCCCCCGCCCGUGUCGGGGCGGCUGAGCGGCUGGGCGUUCGCAAAGUCGGUGCUGCCGCUGCACCGAGAGAUGACGGCCAUGUUAGAGGCCCUAGACCGGCUUGCUGCCGGCACUGCUCGCCUGCUUGACCCGCUGAAGCCCUCAGCCGUGGCACGGCAUGAGCAGCAGGGGCAGGGACAGGGGCUGAAGGGCGGGGAGGGCGACGCGGCAGCAGCGGCAGCGGCGGCCGAGGCAGGCGGUGCUGCUGCCGGUGCUGCCGGCGGUGGUGGUGGGGAGGACGGUGGUGACAGCUACGAGGGCGAUGUGGCCAGGUUGGAGGCUGCGGUGAGGGAGCUGGAUGAACGGCGGCUGCAGAUCCGGCAGCACAUCCACGACAUGCGCCGCGCCUUCCACGCCAGCGUGCUUGCGCUGGACGAGCAGCAGCUGCCGGCCGCCACCCACCCCGACGACACCACCCACGUGAACGCCACCAUGUAUGCACUGGUCAAGGUGCUUGAUAAGGCAACCAAGACGGCGCGCACGGCACUGGAGUUCAGGAGGGGUAAGGAGAAGCGAGGUAGUGCUUGGUUUGCUGUGAGCCGGGGGUGAAAAUGCAGGCGGCCGUCGGGGCAGAGGGGAGCUGCUGGUUGGUUGGUUGGUUGGGUUUGGUGCGGCUAUGAAACCUACCGGUGGUUAGGCUUGAAGCCGUGUGUGGUGUGCCUUGUGUGUUAAGAAAACUGGCAGCGAGUGAUAACAUACUGGAUCUGGUAUCUGGACCUGUGUGGUGUGGUGUGGUGUGGUGUGGUGUGGUGUUGAGGGACGUGCGGCAGUACCGGAAGGAGUGGAGUUGUGUGGAGAGCGGAGCGGAGAGGCGGAUGAGUGUGUGUGAGGUGAUUGACGUCAUGCGCGCUUGUGUGUUGACUGUUGGGAGAACUAGCCGCUUGUGUGUGCGUCUAGUAGUGUAGGAGUGAAGAGGGGAUUCUUUCUUGGGUGCAGUGAGUCAGCAUGCGUCGUCAUGGGGUAGGGGUGGCGCGUUACACAUACACGCGUACUGUAGCCUUAGAUUGCGGCAUAUUUAAGUAUUUGAAGAAGGUUCAGGCAGUUUUGCUUGCUAUGCAUUGCGGACGUGCCGUGCCGGGCGGGUUUGCGACAUUCGUAUUGUCGUGUUACCAGUGGCGGUUGUUUGGUGUAUUCUCUGUGUUCCGAAGUAGUAGAUGAGCCAGGCCAAUCAGCGGACGUCUGUGUAGGCUAGGCCGGAGACUUUCAUUCUCAGACGGGCACAUGGGUUAUUGGUGACCUGGAAAUUGUUAAGCGACUGUUACGCUCGAGGAGGAUGGAGAAGGCGCGGAGAGCGGAGUGCGAAUGAGGUGGGGUGGAGUGGAGUGAGGGUGGUGGAGUGGGCUUGCGUGGGGGAGCGGUUGGAUGAUGGCGGUGAGGAGCGACUAGGGAGCAGGAGGAGGGGCAGUGGAAUGUGCGGUCGGAGCUGCCAGAAGAAAAGGGAGGUACGGCUGACGCCCUGACGAAGCCUGAGCUGCAUGCUGCCUGAGAUAGGUAUAGACUGAGCUGCGUGUUGUGCGGGGAGUGCUUUGCGCUGGGGGGGCCUGCGAGAUUGUAGGGUUUGUAGGCAUGUAGGGUUACUCGUGACGGGCGUGAUGACCACUCGGAGCAGGUGCCUUGCGUAGAGCACUGUUAACCUGUUGUGUCGGACGGACGCAACAAUAACACGACUGCGAGUAUCGAGUGUUUUUGAACGUUAUUGAACGUGUUCAUGCCGUCGGACGGACUGGGGCCUAGCGCCGUGAGGCAUGGGGCCCUGCAGUACGGUACGACAACGGAAUGGGGGCAGCUGCUGCUGCUGAGGGACAGAGGCAGCCAACAGCUGCUGGAAGAGGGCUAGUC
This is a messenger RNA of Astrephomene gubernaculifera, 2170 nucleotides long. NCBI's taxonomy places the organism in Eukaryota, Viridiplantae, Chlorophyta, Chlorophyceae, Chlamydomonadales, Astrephomenaceae. The record is from the annotation of a GenBank genome assembly.